GUUUUCUCUGGACCAUAGUGCUUAUAAAAAAAGGAUAAGAUGUGCCAAAGAUGCUGGAUAUCUAGUUGGAGAAAUUUCCUGUGCUUUGUGUUUUUUGUGCUCAAAGGUAAAUCUCCUUUUUGGCUAUAUAUAUUAGAGAAAGGCCAUGUCUGAGAUACAGUCUUUUAGGUGUUGGAUGCAUCUCUUCCUUAAAUAAAAUUUUGACUUUGAUUUGAAACGUAGCACAUAUUUUCCAAAAGUCACUGAACAAAAUUAAUUUUGUUCUGCUGCUUUGGGUUUGUCUGGAAGUAAAAUCAGCCUCCUUGCUACUGCCCACACUUGCCAUUGGAUGAGAUUAAGUUUCACAACUAGAGCCUAGAAUUUAAGAGAGAGACAGGAAUUUUGUCAACAGUAGAAAGAAUCUGGGAAGUGAGGGGAAAUGUGUAAAUCCACAGUGGAGACCUGUGGGAUUUCAAGUUCUCCCUUGUAAAAACUUGAAAUUCCUUUAAACAAGAUGGGGAAAUUGGGCGUGAUUCAUGGAAUUGCUUCUAUAAAAGAAUUGAAAAAUACUUUGAAGUUUGAUCUGUAAUAGUGUUAUAUAUAUAAUUAGAUUUGACAGAAGUAGAUUGUUAUAUUUGGUUAUUUUGAAAUCAGAUUUAAUUUUUGUCCUUAUAACUGCUAUUUUCUGCCUUGGGUCUCUUUCCAGAGGAAUUUCUGAAGACAGUCAAGUGCAGUGUGAUUUAUGAGGCAGUGAAGGCCAAGUACUUUGCAGUGCUGAGGACUUACUUACUUUGGGGAAAUCAAUGGAGCACAUCAGUCUGCAGCACACUUCCUGCCUUAAUGAUUCUCUAACCAUGGCACAGGUGGAGAAAAGAGGGGGUUUGCUCCGGAAAUCUUCAGCUUCCAAAAAACCACUGAAGGAAAAAGUGGUGCUGAUGUAUGAUGAGAUCUUCAUGACAGAGGACCCCAGUAAGUGCAGUCCACGAUUUUGGGAGGAGCUCUUCCUUAUGAAGGUGAAUUUAGAGUACCUAGAAGGCAAGCUGGAAUCUCUUGAUGGUGAGGAGUUAAUGAAGAUCAAGGACAAUAUUAAUUGCUUAUUUCAACACUGUAUCCAAGCUCUGGGAGAGGAACAUCCAAUUCGAGUUGUCAAUGCACUACAGACCUUGUGUGCACUCAUUCGAGGAGUCCAUCAAAAGAAUAAAUCUACCUCUGGGUUUGACAUCAUCAACAUGCUGAUGGGCUUUGACAAGGCAGAGUUGUGCAUGAAGAACUUGAUGGAGAGUUUGGAUUCAUUGCUUUGUGCAGAAGGUUCUGAAAGUCUGAAGAGUUUAUGUCUGAAACUUCUCCUUUGCUUAGUGACCGUGACAGAUAACAUCAGCCAGAACACUAUCCUAGAGUAUGUGAUGAUCAACAGCAUAUUUGAAGCAAUUUUACAGAUACUCUCCCACCCCCCAAGUCGCAGGGAGCAUGGGUAUGAUGCUGUUGUCCUCUUGGCUUUGUUGGUGAAUUACAGAAAAUAUGAGUCUGUGAAUCCUUAUAUUGUGAAGCUGUCUAUCGUGGAUGAUGAGGCUACGCUCAAUGGAAUGGGACUUGUGAUUGCCCAGGCUUUAUCUGAGUAUAAUAGGCAAUAUAAAGACAAGGAAGAAGAACACCAGAGUGGUUUUUUCUCUGCUUUAACAAAUAUGGUGGGCAGCAUGUUCAUAGCAGAUGCCCAUGAGAAAAUCUCAGUACAAACCAAUGAGGCCAUCCUUCUGGCACUUUAUGAAGCUGUUCAUUUAAAUCGCAACUUCAUCACAGUGUUAGCCCAGAGUCAUCCAGAGAUGGGCUUGGUGACAACCCCUGUCAGUCCUGCUCCGACAACCCCAGCCACACCACUUGGGACCACACCACCCUCCUCUGAUGUUAUAAGUUCUGUGGAACUCCCACUGGAUGCAGAUGUACAGACCAGUAAUCUACUCAUAACCUUCUUAAAGUACAGCUCGAUUGUCAUGCAGGACACCAAAGAUGAGCACCGACUUCACAGUGGCAAACUCUGUUUGAUUAUACUUACGUGUAUUGCAGAGGAUCAGUAUGCCAAUGCAUUUUUGCAUGAUGACAAUAUGAACUUUCGAGUAAACUUACAUAGAAUGCCUAUGAGACACAGGAAGAAGGCAGCAGACAAGAACCUUCCCUGCCGUCCCUUAGUAUGUGCAGUACUGGACCUGAUGGUAGAGUUUAUUGUAACACACAUGAUGAAGGAGUUUCCUAUGGAUCUGUAUGUACGCUGCAUUCAGGUAGUACAUAAACUACUUUGCUACCAGAAGAAGUGUAGAGUACGCCUGCAUUACACCUGGCGGGAACUCUGGUCAGCCUUGAUAAAUUUGCUGAAGUUCCUUAUGUCAAAUGAGACCGUACUUUUGGCCAAACACAACAUUUUUACAUUAGCCCUUAUGAUUGUGAACCUGUUUAAUAUGUUUAUCACAUACGGUGACACAUUCCUGCCCACUCCCAGCAGCUAUGAUGAACUCUACUACGAGAUUAUCCGCAUGCACCAGAGCUUUGACAACCUCUACUCUAUGGUUCUGAGGCUUUCUACCAAUGCAGGCCAAUGGAAAGAAGCAGCUAGCAAGGUGACGCAUGCAUUGGUUAAUAUCAGGGCCAUCAUCAAUCACUUUAACCCCAAAAUUGAAUCCUAUGCUGCUGUGAAUCACAUAUCCCAACUGUCAGAGGAGCAGGAAAUCCCUCUUUGAGGAGCCUGUAGAAGACACAUCCCUUCCAGAAAGCGGGGGAGGAAAGAGUUUGCUAAUUUAUGGCAAGCCUUGGAAUUUCAGGUUCUAAAAAGCAGUUAUUUGUGGAGUUACAUUAAAAUGAAAGAGAAUAAUAAUAAUGAAGCACUCUCUGCGUAUCAAGAAGUAUGCUUGGCGCUUUGUAUCUGUUGCCUUAUUCAAUCUGCACAACUAGCUCUGUCUAAAGAACAUUAUUAUAACUUGCAUUUUACAGUUGAGGAAACUGAAACUCACCCAGCUCUACCCUGCUAGUAAGUGGUAGACCUAGGAUGAGUCCAGGCAGGCUGACUCUAGAGCCAUACUCUUUUAAAUUAACAUACAGUGUUAUGUUAGUUUCAGGUGUAUAAUAUAGUGAUCCAACAAUUCCAUACAUUACUCAGUGCUCAUCAAGAUAAGCACACUCUUUGGGGCGCCUGGGUGGCUCAGUUGGUUAAGUGCCUGACUUCGGCUUAGGUCACGAUCUUGUGGUUUGUGGGUUCAAGCCCCGCGUCGGGCUCUGUGCUGCUGACAGCUCAGAGCCUGGAGCCUGUUUCAGAUUCUGUGUCUCCCUCUCUUUCUGCCUCUCCCCCGCUCAUGCUCUGGCUCUCUCUCUCUCUCAAAAAUAAACAUUUAAAUAUGGCAAUAAUAAAUAAUAAUAAAAAGAUAAGUGCACUCUUUAAUCUCCUUCACCUGUUUCACCCAUCCGCCACCUCCCCUCUGGUAACCACUAGUUUGUUCUCUCUAGUUAAGAGUCUGUUUUGUGGUUUGUCUCUUUUCUUUUUUUCCUUUAUCUGUUUCUUGUUUUGUUUCUUAAAUUCCACAUAUGAGUGAAAUAGAGCCGUACUUCUAACUAUGUUAUUUUAAAAAUUAUUAGCUGUUGGUUGAAACUCUUUUUCAGGGCCUAAGCACAGCUAGAUCCAGUAGUGACCCACCAAGGUCUUUACUUGGAGAACAUCUAUGCAGUGCUUCUUGCUUAGCUAGCCUUGACUUUGAAGACUAAAUGUGGAUUAUGGAGGAGGAAGAAUUGUCUUUUUGCUUCUUUAUUAUCAGAAUUCCACUUCCAUGCAGUCCAACACCUGAGCAGAGCACCGCUUAACUGUAAGAGUGUCUCUGUGGGUUGUCCUUACACUGGUGAAAUUGCAAGGUUAGGGACAGACUUUUAUUGCUUCUGGGAGAAGAGAGUGUUGUCCCUCAUUGGGAGACAUGUCAUCAGUUCUGGGGAAAGUCUGGUUUGGAGAAAGUAGGGGAAGGAUGGGAGGCUAGAUUAGCUCCUUCCAGAGAAAAAUGAAGGAUGUGACCUCCAAUUUCUUUUCAGUCUCUUGCCAAAAUUUACAGAGCAUUACAGCCCUAUGACAAAUUCAGAAAAGGGAGUUAGGCAAUGCCUUGAGUCAGUCAUUCUCAUUUUUUGAGGAAAGGGUAUCUUCCGUUGAGUUUGAGGAAAUUUACUGAGUAGAAGGAGAAAGGUUUCAGCCUGACUGGCUGAGAAGUACGGUGUUUGUGUUGUUCUUCCAUAGACAAUGAGAGAGAGAGCUCAGUCUGCAUCUAUCAUAAAAAUUGCCUGCAGGGGGGCCUGGGUGGCUCAGUUGGUUAGGUGCCCAACUCUUGAUUUUAGCUCAGGUCAUGAUCUCACAAUUGGUUGUGGGAUCAAGUCCCCCUCUCCCCACCCCAUCGGGCUCAGUGCUGAGCAUGGAGCCUACUUGGGAUUCUCUCUCUCUGCCCUUCCCCUGCUAGUGCGAGCACAUGCAUGUGUUCUCUCUCUC
Molecule: messenger RNA, 4483 nt
Organism: Acinonyx jubatus (cheetah)
Lineage: Eukaryota; Metazoa; Chordata; Mammalia; Carnivora; Felidae
Gene: ARMH3
Product: armadillo like helical domain containing 3
Exons: 25
Coding region: 783-2708 (641 amino acids)
Biological process (GO): regulation of Golgi organization
Cellular component (GO): cytosol
Source: RefSeq, a predicted model, not a curated record